AUGGACACAAGCACCUCAUCCCGCUCGACUAAUCGCUAUGUGUACAGCAACGCAACACAAAGUGUUCGUAUGACGAUGAGCAAGAGCAAACAGACAUUCGCGACAAUCAACACCCGUACAACUGGUGUCAGUCGUCGUUCAAAACUUUCUUCAGGGCGGAUCGACCCCAUUCAAACAGACGAGGACUUCGAAGACAUCAACGAGUUCCCCAAAAAUAGAAUCAUAUUUUUGGUCUCCGUCAUUUUCCCUUUUGUCGGUUAUUAUGGACUUUUUGCACUAACAACAAACAACAGAAGGGAGAGAUUGUGGGCAAUUGCUAUGGUCGCCUAUGCUAUAUUGAUGACCCUUAUCUUCGCUGCGUUCAUCGCCAUUUUUGUCAGUCUUUAUUAA
Molecule: messenger RNA, 390 nt
Organism: Entamoeba invadens IP1
Lineage: Eukaryota; Evosea; Mastigamoebida; Endamoebidae
Exons: 1
Coding region: 1-390 (129 amino acids)
Source: RefSeq, a predicted model, not a curated record